UAUUAGCGUAGCGUCUGACGCACGAGAACUUUCUAAUGCAUCGGGGAAUACAAACGCGUUGCUAAAAAAUGUCGCAGAUGUAAAAGGAACGCGGCUCUGCUGACUCUGUGAGGUGUAGGGGCAGGGUGCACUGUGCAGUAGCCAGAGUAGCCCCGACUCAAGCCUGUUGGAAAUACAUUUUCUUUGCACUAAUUUUAACAACCGAAAACGCUAUCAUAAAUGAAAAGCGAGGUUAGAAAAAAGUGUUUUGAUUUUGAGAUUAUCAUUAGUUUUUCUCAUGAUUUUGAUUUUGCCUUACUUCCAAGGUCUACAAAAUCCAGAAAUAUAAACUUCUCGCAGAGCCCAAUAGAAUUAAACAUGAGACUAGAAUUAGAACAAACACUAAAAAAAGAUCCCGGCAGGGUCUGGAACGUGUCCUGGCACCCUAAAGGUAAUGCUUUAGCCUCUUGUGGAGAGGAGAAAUCCAUACGUAUAUGGACAAAGGAUCUAUUAGGCAAAUGGAGCAACAAGGUAGUUCUUGCUGAUGGACAUACUAGAACUAUUCGUCAAGUAUCGUUUUCUCCAUGUGGGAAUUAUUUAGCUUCAGCCAGUUUUGACGCUACAACUUGCAUAUGGGACAAACAGCAAGGCGAAUUCGAGUGCAAUGCGACUCUAGAAGGCCACGAAAAUGAAGUGAAAAGCGUUGCCUGGUCUAAAUCUGGCCAUUUUCUGGCUACUUGCAGCCGUGACAAAUCUGUCUGGAUUUGGGAGGUUGCCGAAGAAAACGAGUACGAUUGUGCUGCUGUAUUAAACGCACACUCACAAGAUGUUAAGAAGAUUGUUUGGCACCCCAACAAAGACUUACUAGCCUCUGCUUCCUAUGACAAUACCAUCAAAUUUUUCAAAGAAGACUUAAGUGAUGGAGAUUGGGUUUGCUGUGGCACUUUGACAGGUCAUGACUCUACAGUUUGGAGUAUCAGUUUUGAUGAAAAUGGCAAAAGAUUAGCUUCAUGCAGUGACGACAACACAAUAAAAAUCUGGAAGGAAUAUCCACCUGGAAAUGAAGAAGGUGUAGCAACAGUGGACAAUGACUCGACAUGGAAAUGUGUUUGUACUAUAUCUGGACACCACUCUAGGACAAUUUACGAUAUCGAUUGGUCCAAGACAACUGGCCUACUAGCAACAGCUUGUGGGGAUGACGCUAUAAGAAUUUUUAAAGAAGAUGAAGGCUCAGUUCCAAAUGCCCCUACUUUUAGUAUGAUUUGUAAUAUACAAAAAGCUCAUAGUCAAGACGUGAAUUCAAUUGCCUGGAAUCCUGUUAUGAAUAAUGUUUUAGCUUCAUGUAGUGAUGACGGGGAUAUAAAAAUUUGGAAUUUAGUUAUCGCACCAAGUGUUGUAAAUCUUUCAGAUUUAAGUGGUACUGAGGAAAUAGCUGAACCAAUUCCAAAUGAAGAGUAUAUUGAUAUUGGUUUUGGGGUCACAGUAGAACCAGCUUCUCCAGAAUGCCAAACUGGAUUAGGAGAUCAAGAGGCUACAACUUCUUCUGGAGAUUCCAACAUUGAAGCACAUACUGAAGUCAUCAUUUGUGAUGAAAAUGCAGUCACGUCUUCUGAUUCUACAAACCAACAUCCAAAUGGACAAGAUAAUGCGUCGGAAAACACUAGUACUGGAUCUGGUGCUGGUGAAAACUUACCGCAAACUCCAAAUGACCAGAGCACUACUAAAAAUUCAGAACAGAGUGAAGCACCACAGAAGGAAAAUAUUGACCCUGAGCAGCCACAAUCUGACAAUAAUGGUGGAAAUGCAGCUCAAAGUGGUAGUGGUGGACAAUCUCCGAGUGAAAGUGGAAAUUCCCAACAACCGGAACAAGCUCAAAGUGAACAAUCCGGGGGACAAAGCGGCAAUUCGGAGCAACCUCAAGAUCAAAGCCAAAAUGAGCAACCAACUCAAGACCAGAGUCAAACUUCAGAACAAGCUCAACAACCUGAUCAAACCGGAGCCUCUGAACCAGCCCAAGACCAGAGCCAAAUUCCACAACAACCACAAGACCCUAGUCAAAAUUCCGAACAACCUCAAACUGAAGGCAAUGGACAAUCUGUGGAUCAAAACAACAAUCCUGAACAAUCCCAAGGCCAGAGUCAAAAUUCAGAACAAGCUCCAGGUGAAAACAAUGGACAAUCUGGAGAUCUAACUGGUAAUCCUGAACAACCGCAAGACCAGAGCCAAAAUUCGCAACAACUGCAAGACCCAAGUCAAAAUUCUGAACAAGCUCAAACUGGAAGCAAUGGAGAAUCUGGGGACCAAAACAGCAACCCUGAACAAUCCCAAGGCCAGAGUCAAAAUUCGCAACAACCACAAGACCAGAGUCAAAAUUCCGAGCAAGCUCAGGAUGGAAGUAAUGGACAAUCUGAACAAAGUAGCGGUUCUCAACAAGCGCAAGACGAGAGUCAAAAUCCACAACAGCCCCAGGGUGAAAACGGCAAUGCUCAACAAUCAGAGGGCCAGAGUGACAAUUCCCAACAACCUCAAGAUCAGAACGGAGACUCGCAACAAUCUCAAGACCAGACUCAAAAUUCAGAACAAGCUCCAGGACAAAGUAGCAACUCUGAACAACCUCAAGAUCAGAGUGGAAACAAUGGACAAUCUCAGAAUCAAAACAGUACUUCUGAACAAUCCCAGGACCAGAGUCAAAAUACCCAACAGUCUGUAGACCAGACUCAAAACUCAGCAAACGACAAUGCCCAACAACCAGAGGGCCAGAGUGAAAAUUCCCAACAACCUCAAGAUCAGAACUCGCAACAAUCUCAAGACCAGAGUCAAAAUUCAGAACAAGCUCCGGGACAAAGUAGCGAUUCCGAACAACCUCAAGAUCAAAGUGCAAACAAUGGACAAUCUCAGGGUCAAAACAGUACUUCUGAACAAUCCCAGGACCAGAGUAAAAAUACUCAACAGUCUGCAGACCAAUCUGAAAAUUCAGUAAACGACAAUGCCCAACAAACAGAGGGCCAAAGUGAGAAUUCCCAACAACCUCAAGAUCAGAACUCGCAACAAUCUCAAGACCAGAGUCAAAAUUCAGAACAAGCUCCGGGACAAAGUAGCAAUUCUGAACAACCUCAAGAUCAGAGUGGAAACAAUGGACAAUCUCAGAAUCAAAACAGUACUUCUGAACAAUCCCAGGACCAGAGUCAAAAUACCCAACAGUCUGCAGACCAGUCUCAAAACUCAGCAAACGACAAUGCCCAACAACCACAGGGCCAGAGUGAAAAUUCCCAACAACCUCAAGAUCAGAACUCACAACAAUCUCAAGACCAGACUCAAAAUUCAGAACAAGCUCCGGGACAAAAUAGCGAUUCCGAACAACCUCAAGAUCAGAGUGAAAACAAUGGACAAUCUCAAGGUCAAAACAGUACCUCUGAACAAUCCCAGGACCAGAGUCAAAAUACCCAACAGUCUGCAGACCAGUCUGAAAAUUCAGCAAACGACAAUGCCCAACAAUCAGAGGGCCAAAGUGGUUCGCAAGCUCAGAGUGGCAGCAAUGGAGAGUCUGAGAACCAAAACAGUAAUCCCGAACAAUCCCAAGACCAGAGUCAAAAUUCAGAACAAGCUCAGAGUGGCGGCAAUGGUCAAUCUGAGAACCAAAACAGCAAUCCCGAACAACCCCAAGACCAGAGUCCAAAUUCACAAGCUCAGGGUGAAAGCAAUGGACAAAGUAGCGAUUCUCAACAAGCGCAAGACCCGAGCCAAAACCCGCAACAACAACAGUCUGAGGAUGACAACGGCAAUGCCCAGCAAUCAGAAGGCCAAAGCGAAAAUUCUCAAGAUCAGAAUGGAGAUUCCCAACAAUCUCAAGACCAAAUAGAUAAUUCUGAAGAAGCUGAACAGCCAAAUAGUCAAUCUCAAGAAAAAGAUAAUGAUCGCGAACAAUCACAGGAGAACUCCAGAGAACAAAUAAAUAGUUCUGAGAAAGACCAACAGUCAAACGGCCAAUCGAAGGAAUCAGAAAAUAAAAAUAGCAAUGAAAAAGAUAAUGAUAUCAAUAGUACUGAAGAUCAGAAAAAUAAGAGCAAGGAAGAUGCCAAGGACAAUUCUAAUGAGCAAAAAGAAGAAAAUGAAAGCAAACAAGACGACGACGAAAAUGAUAAAGAUUCUUCAAGAGAAGAUGGAAGACAUAAUAAUAAUCAUAACCACAAUAACCGUAAUAGCAACGAAGAUACCAAAGAUAAUUCUAAUGAACAAGACGAAGACGAUUCAAGAGAAGAUGGAAGACAUAAUAACCAUAAUAAUCAUAACCACAAUAACAAUAAAAAUUCAUCAGAAGAAAGAGACAGGAGACAACAAAAUAAUCAUUCCAACGACAGAAACAAUGACCGCAAUGACAGAGAUAGAAAUAAUGACCGCAAUAACAACAGAGAUAGAAAUAAUGACAGCAAUAACAACAGAGACAGAAAUAAUGACCGUAAUAACAACAGAGACAGAAACCGAAAUCAAAAAGAUUCUUCCGAAGAAGAUAAUCAAAGAAAUAACAGAAGUAGAAAUAACAACCGAGGAUCUUCAGAAGAAAACAGGAAUAAUAAUAAUAACCGUGAUAGGGAUGAAGUUCUAGAACUGGUUACUUUAGGCAAUAGUGCCCCAACUUUUUUGGAAUGGUUCGGAUUCGAUGUUGACCAAGCGACAACAGAACUGCCUGAUGAUGAGGAACUAACUGACACAAUAGAACCGAAUCUUGAUGACAAUUCUUCACCCACAGAUAUCCCAUAUGAAACAACACAGACUUCAAUAGAAGAAUCCUCUGAAACACCAGGUACCGAGUCGACUACUGACGAUUCUGGAUCAGGUGAUGCCUCAACCACCACAGAAAUAUCUUUGCCAGAAUCAAUUAUUGGUGACUCAGGAGACUCAGAUAAUGAUAAUAAAGAAAUUGAAGCUCCACAAGAUAACAAUGAGGCUCGAAAAGAAGAGCAAGAUGGUAAUAUAAAUAUUGAAAAUCCAGAUAAUGAAAAUAAGGAGAACGCUGAUGACAAAGAUAGAAGUGUAGAAUCGGAAAUUCAGGAUCCUUGGAAAGAAUUUGAAGAACAAUUAAAUGAAGAAUAUGGACAGUAUGAUAUUGAUGAAGAUGAUAGCAAAGAAGGUGAUGACGAUAAUACAAACAAUGAUAAGCAAAAUUAUAAGAACCAAGGGGAUGAAGACGAGAAUGCCAAGGAAGCAUUAAUAAAACAAUACAUAAGAGAAAAUAUCGAAACUGUUUGCUCACAUGAUGAAUGUGUCGAUCAAUGCCGACUCCAAAGACAUUAUGGAGGCUAUUGCAAAUAUGAGAGCAAAUGUAUAUGCUUCUAG
Molecule: messenger RNA, 5313 nt
Organism: Ceutorhynchus assimilis (cabbage seed weevil)
Lineage: Eukaryota; Metazoa; Arthropoda; Insecta; Coleoptera; Curculionidae
Source: the annotation of a GenBank genome assembly